This is a messenger RNA of Eublepharis macularius, 1974 nucleotides long. RefSeq names its product beta-1,4-galactosyltransferase 3-like. Bases 510 to 1571 code for a protein of 353 amino acids. Gene Ontology annotation, molecular function: glycosyltransferase activity. NCBI's taxonomy places the organism in Eukaryota, Metazoa, Chordata, Lepidosauria, Squamata, Eublepharidae. Gene Ontology annotation, biological process: carbohydrate metabolic process. The transcript is spliced from 8 exons. The record is from RefSeq and is a predicted model, not a curated record.
CGCCCAGUCGGCGUUUGGCGAGUCCAGGAGCGGUGUGCGUGACGCGGCCCCGUCGCCCCCGCCCCCAGCCUCUCCACCCCCCCCCAGCCCUGCUUUGCUUUCCUCCCCACCGCGGCCCUUCCCUGCGCGUGGGGCGGGCGAGGCUGAGGGGCGAUUGGCCAGCAGCCGAGUCCUCGCCAACUUCCCCCAGACCUUUGCGCCGCCGGGGAGGAGAGCGCGCGCGCAACGAACCUCCCAUGGACCCAAAAAAGUGCUGGGUUUCAAGGAUCAGGACGUCCCAGACCUCACUAAGCAAACCAAAUUGCAGUUUCUGAGGUGGGUGUCGUUCAGCGCAUGUCUUCUGAGCGUGGAUGUUGUGUGUUCAAAGAUGAGUCCCCUUUGCAGGCUACGCUGGGGGUAAACACUUUCCCUCUUGGAGUGCCCCUUCCAGGUCACCGCCGCCUUCUGCUGCUGUUGCCUCCCUUCUGCCCAGCUGCACCAUGGAUAGAUGAUCUUGGCCCCGUCCCGCCAUGCUGCAGUCGCGUGGCCGCUACCUACUGCUCUUCCUGGGGGUGCAGCUGGUGGUGAUGGCCCUUCUGUACCGCGAGGGCUACCGCAAGCGGGUUGCCUAUUUCCUGGGCAUCUUCUACAAGGCGGGCACAUCAACUAUGCUGAGCAACCUGCACAAUGUCUCGCUGCCAGGGGAUGUCUAUGCCAACCUCAGCCUGAUUGCUCGGCCCCCUCUGCCCCCAGAGGACCUCCCUUACUGCCCCGAGACAUCUCCUUUUCUUGGAGGCCCCAUUCGGGUGACCUUCCCCCCAGGCCUGUCGCUGGACGAUAUUUUGCGGAAGAAUCCUUACGUGAGCAAAGGCGGACGCUACCGCCCCCCAGAUUGUGACGCCACCCACAAAACUGCCGUCAUCAUUCCCCACCGCAACCGGGAGCAGCAUCUCAAGUAUCUGCUCUACUACCUGCACCCUUUUUUGCAGCGGCAGCAGCUCAGCUAUGGCAUUUACAUCAUUCACCAGGCAGAGAACUACACUUUCAACCGGGCCAAGCUCUUGAAUGUGGGUUUCAAAGAGGCCAUGAAGGAUGAGGAUUGGGACUGCAUGUUCUUCCAUGACGUGGACCUCAUCCCUGAGGAUGACCGCAACCUGUACACCUGUGACCGCUUUCCAAAACAUGUGGCUAUUGCCAUGGACAAGUUUGGCUACAAGCUUCCCUAUAAGACCUACUUUGGGGGAGUUUCAGCGCUCAGUCCAGAGCAGUACAUGAAGAUGAACGGCUUUCCCAACAAUUACUGGGGCUGGGGUGGAGAAGACGACGACAUCGCAGUCCGGGUGGCACUGAGUGGGAUGUUGAUCUCUCGUCCAUCUAUUCAGUACGGCCGUUACCGAAUGAUCAAGCAUGGCCAUGAUAAAGGCAAUGAACAGAAUCCUAAGAGAUUUAACUUGCUGGCCAAAACACGGAGAACAUGGAAGCAGGAUGGUAUGAACACGCUGGAAUACAAGCUACUCUCCAAGGAACUCUACCCCCUCUAUACCAACAUCACAGUCUUCAUUGGUACCGAGAAAGGUCUGCGGCAUACGUGAUGGGAAUUACCAUGCAGUGGCACAAGAUAAGAACCCCACCCCGAGCAUGGCUCUGGGACCCCGGAAACCAAAGAAUCCACAGGGGGCAGAGCCCUGAACCACCUGUCAUUUUUUAAAAAUGUGAACACAAGAGUCUGUCUGGUGCUGCAUUCCAGAAAACGGCUGGGAGCUUCACACGAAGACUGUCUCCUCUUCCUCCCCCCUUCCCAGAAUUGCUCUUUUAAUCUUGGGGCUGAGUAUGGGGGGAGGCGUCCGACUCUCGGGGAGUUGGUUUGGGGGAUGCCUUUCAUACCUCGGUUGAACGAAUGGCAUGGCAGCUUCACCAGAGAAACAGGGACUGUCGAACUCUGCAGCUGCCACACCAGAUCAUCUUUCUUAUUAAAGUGCAAUUUAUAUUAAAGUG